Messenger RNA from Arabidopsis thaliana (thale cress), 4221 nucleotides. RefSeq names its product P-glycoprotein 12 (gene ABCB12). Bases 158 to 3070 code for a protein of 970 amino acids. Gene Ontology annotation, biological process: auxin export across the plasma membrane; transmembrane transport. The record is from RefSeq and is marked reviewed. The transcript has 9 exons. Lineage: Eukaryota; Viridiplantae; Streptophyta; Magnoliopsida; Brassicales; Brassicaceae. Gene Ontology annotation, molecular function: ATP binding; auxin efflux transmembrane transporter activity; ABC-type transporter activity. Gene Ontology annotation, cellular component: membrane.
CUUUUCUGGGUUUUAGGAAAAAGUUAAAAAAAAGCUCUCUUUUUGUCUGGGUUUUAGGAAGAAGAAAGCUCCUAACUUUAUCAUUAUAUACCGUCGAGUUCGAUCUGAGAAUGAUCAGAUUUCUUAAAAUCCUUCUGAUUUGUGUCAGCGCCGGAAAAUGAACCGUGACGGCGCCGGAGAAGGCGACUCUGUUUCACACGAACAUUCAACAUCUAAAACCGAUGAAAAGGCCAAGACAGUUCCUCUCUACAAGCUAUUUGCGUUUGCAGAUUCCUUCGAUGUGUUUUUGAUGAUAUGUGGCUCACUUGGAGCUAUUGGGAAUGGAGUGUGUUUACCUCUUAUGACAUUGUUGUUUGGUGAUCUCAUCGAUUCCUUUGGAAAAAAUCAGAACAACAAAGACAUUGUUGAUGUUGUCUCAAAGGUUUGUCUUAAAUUCGUCUACCUUGGACUUGGAAGACUUGGAGCAGCCUUUCUUCAGGUUGCUUGUUGGAUGAUUACUGGAGAGAGACAAGCCGCAAAGAUAAGAAGUAACUAUCUGAAAACAAUUCUGAGACAAGACAUCGGAUUCUUCGAUGUUGAAACAAACACAGGAGAGGUUGUUGGUAGAAUGUCUGGAGAUACUGUUCAUAUUCAAGAUGCCAUGGGUGAGAAGGUGGGGAAGUUUAUUCAGCUGGUAUCUACUUUCGUUGGCGGAUUUGCUUUAGCUUUUGCUAAAGGAUGGUUGCUAACAUUGGUUAUGUUAACUUCGAUUCCUUUUCUGGCUAUGGCUGGUGCAGCCAUGGCGCUUUUAGUGACUCGAGCUUCUUCUCGGGGACAAGCCGCUUAUGCAAAAGCAGCAACUGUUGUUGAACAGACAAUCGGGUCUAUCCGAACGGUUGCUUCUUUUACGGGAGAGAAGCAAGCAAUAAACAGCUACAAGAAGUACAUAACAUCGGCUUAUAAAUCAAGCAUUCAACAAGGUUUCUCCACUGGUUUAGGACUUGGAGUAAUGAUCUAUGUGUUCUUCAGCAGCUAUGCUUUGGCUAUUUGGUUUGGUGGGAAGAUGAUACUCGAAAAAGGGUAUACCGGUGGCUCUGUGAUCAACGUGAUCAUCAUUGUGGUUGCGGGUUCAAUGUCGCUUGGGCAAACAUCUCCAUGUGUAACCGCAUUUGCAGCAGGUCAAGCUGCAGCAUAUAAGAUGUUUGAGACGAUCAAAAGAAAGCCUUUGAUUGAUGCUUAUGACGUAAAUGGAAAGGUUCUUGGAGAUAUCCGAGGAGACAUUGAACUGAAAGAUGUGCAUUUCAGUUACCCCGCGAGGCCAGACGAGGAGAUAUUUGAUGGAUUCUCUCUGUUUAUCCCGAGCGGUGCAACAGCAGCACUGGUAGGAGAAAGUGGAAGUGGAAAAUCUACGGUGAUAAAUUUGAUUGAGAGGUUUUAUGAUCCGAAAGCCGGUGAAGUACUCAUUGAUGGAAUUAAUCUUAAGGAGUUUCAGUUGAAAUGGAUCAGAAGCAAAAUCGGAUUGGUCUGCCAAGAACCUGUUCUGUUUUCGUCGAGCAUCAUGGAGAAUAUCGCCUACGGGAAAGAAAAUGCAACGCUUCAAGAGAUUAAAGUAGCAACAGAGCUAGCAAAUGCAGCAAAGUUCAUAAAUAACUUACCUCAGGGGUUAGAUACAAAGGUAGGAGAGCACGGGACACAGCUCUCGGGAGGACAGAAACAGAGGAUAGCUAUUGCAAGAGCUAUUCUUAAAGAUCCGCGGGUUUUGCUUCUGGAUGAAGCAACAAGCGCGCUCGAUACAGAAUCCGAAAGAGUGGUUCAAGAGGCUUUAGAUAGAGUCAUGGUUAACCGGACUACGGUGGUGGUUGCGCAUAGAUUAAGCACGGUAAGAAAUGCGGAUAUGAUUGCAGUAAUUCACAGCGGAAAAAUGGUGGAAAAAGGUUCGCAUUCUGAGUUGUUGAAAGAUUCCGUGGGAGCUUAUUCGCAGCUCAUUCGGUGUCAAGAGAUAAACAAGGGUCAUGAUGCAAAACCAUCAGACAUGGCUUCGGGAUCAUCUUUCCGGAAUUCGAAUUUGAACAUAUCAAGAGAGGGAUCGGUUAUCAGUGGUGGAACCUCGUCUUUUGGAAAUAGCAGUCGUCAUCAUUCUUUGAAUGUCCUUGGUUUAUUCGCUGGACUAGACCUUGGUAGCGGUAGCCAAAGAGUAGGCCAAGAGGAAACUGGAACGACGAGUCAAGAACCGCUCCGAAAAGUAUCACUCACCCGAAUCGCAGCUCUAAACAAACCUGAGAUCCCGGUUCUCCUUCUUGGAACUGUAGUAGCAGCAAUCAAUGGCGCGAUUUUCCCGCUUUUCGGGAUUCUGAUUUCAAGAGUCAUCGAAGCGUUCUUCAAACCAGCUGACCAAUUAAAGAAAGAUUCAAGAUUCUGGGCGAUUAUAUUUGUAGCUCUGGGAGUAACUUCGUUGAUUGUCUCACCGUCUCAAAUGUAUCUGUUUGCAGUAGCUGGAGGAAAACUUAUACGACGAAUUCAGUCAAUGUGCUUUGAGAAAGCGGUUCACAUGGAGGUUAGCUGGUUCGAUGAGCCAGAGAACUCGAGUGGUACAAUGGGGGCAAGGCUCUCGACUGAUGCAGCUUUGAUUAGAGCUCUAGUAGGAGAUGCAUUGUCUUUAGCGGUUCAAAACGCUGCAUCUGCUGCGUCUGGAUUGAUUAUAGCGUUCACUGCGAGUUGGGAAUUGGCGCUUAUAAUCUUAGUGAUGCUUCCUCUUAUUGGUAUCAAUGGCUUUCUUCAAGUCAAGUUUAUGAAAGGAUUCAGCGCCGACGCAAAGUCAAAGUAUGAGGAGGCAAGUCAGGUAGCGAACGACGCGGUGGGGAGUAUAAGAACAGUUGCAUCUUUCUGCGCGGAGGAGAAAGUGAUGCAGAUGUAUAAUAAGCAAUGUGAAGGUCCGAUAAAAGAUGGAGUAAAGCAAGGUUUCAUCAGCGGAUUAGGGUUUGGAUUCUCCUUCUUCAUUCUGUUUUGUGUCUACGCGACAAGCUUCUACGCGGCAGCUAGAUUGGUUGAAGAUGGCAAAACUACUUUCAUUGAUGUUUUCCAGGUGAAUUGAUGUCCUCGUCUACUGUCAUUGAUGGCAAGACUAAAAUAUUUUUGGAAAUCUCGGUGCCUAGUAAUGAAGUAGAAUGGAUCUUGCUCUGGAUCUUACAGGUGUUUUUCGCGUUAACCAUGGCAGCUAUUGGAAUUUCUCAGUCGAGUACUUUCGCUCCAGAUUCAAGCAAAGCCAAGGUCGCAGCUGCUUCAAUCUUCGCGAUCAUCGAUAGAAAAUCAAAGAUAGACUCGAGCGAUGAGACAGGGACAGUGUUGGAGAACGUUAAGGGAGAUAUUGAGCUUCGUCACUUAAGCUUCACUUAUCCAGCAAGACCAGGCAUUCAGAUCUUUCGUGAUCUUUGCUUAACCAUUCGCGCAGGAAAGACGGUUGCUUUGGUCGGCGAAAGUGGGUCGGGGAAAUCGACGGUGAUCUCGCUGUUACAAAGAUUUUACGAUCCAGAUUCCGGUCAGAUAACUUUAGACGGAGUUGAGCUCAAGAAGCUGCAAUUGAAAUGGUUGAGACAACAAAUGGGACUAGUGGGACAAGAACCUGUCUUGUUCAACGACACGAUUCGAGCCAACAUUGCUUAUGGCAAAGGAAGUGAAGAGGCCGCAACCGAGUCUGAAAUCAUAGCCGCUGCAGAACUUGCCAAUGCACACAAAUUCAUCUCUAGCAUACAACAGGGUUACGACACAGUGGUGGGAGAGAAAGGGAUUCAGUUAUCAGGAGGACAGAAACAGCGGGUAGCUAUAGCACGUGCCAUCGUGAAAGAGCCGAAGAUAUUGCUUUUGGACGAAGCAACGAGUGCUCUUGAUGCAGAAUCAGAGCGACUGGUUCAGGAUGCGCUUGACCGAGUGAUUGUAAACCGAACCACGGUUGUGGUGGCUCACCGGUUAUCGACCAUUAAAAACGCUGACGUCAUUGCCAUCGUUAAGAACGGUGUGAUCGCUGAGAAUGGGACUCACGAAACGUUGAUCAAAAUAGACGGUGGGGUUUAUGCUUCCCUUGUUCAGCUUCACAUGACUGCUUCUAAUUGAUAAUGAUAUAAUGUUUUGUUUACGAUAGCAAAAAUAUAUUUAUGUUGUUGUAUGCAAGUUUAUGUAGCUGUCACUAUUUAUUUUCUUUCCCUUUCUCUCUAAAUUUAUAGUUAUAAAAUGAAUGUCUUUAUUUGA